Messenger RNA from Acanthosepion pharaonis, 858 nucleotides. The record is from the annotation of a GenBank genome assembly. Lineage: Eukaryota; Metazoa; Mollusca; Cephalopoda; Sepiida; Sepiidae.
AUGGAUAGCGACAACACUGAGGAUGAAGUACCUCUCCCACGUAGUGACAACAAGGAGGAACAAGUACCUCCCCUGCGAAGAGGCAACAGAAGGAAACGACUAACCCCCCCCUCCCGCUGCAUUUUGCAAAUUCUUGUUACAAGAUUUCCUUAUUCUUGUCUUCUUUCUUCUCUUUUAUCUUUUCUCUUCUUCACCUUUUUCCCUCUCCCCCUCUACUUUACCUUCCCCUUUCUCUUCUCCAACUCUUUUACCCUUUUUCUCUCUCGUUCAAUCUUUUUUUGCACCCUUUUUCUCUCUCGUUCACCUUUUUUUGCACCCUUUUUCUCUCUCGUUCACCUUUUUUUUGCACCCUUUUUCUCUCUCGUUCACCUUUUUUUUGCACCCUUUUUCUCUCUCGUUCACCUUUUUUUUCUCCUCUCGUUCACCUUUUUUUUUGCACCCUUUUUCUCUCUUUUUUCACCUUUUUUUUUGUUCACCUUUUUUUUGCUCUUCUCUCUCGUUCACCUUUUUUUUUGCACCCUUUUUCUCUCUCGUUCACCUUUUUUGCACCCUUUUUCUCUCUCGUUCACCUUUUUUUGCACCCCUUUUUCUCUCUCGUUCACCCUUUUUUUGCACCCUUUUUCUCUCGUUCACCUUUUUUUGCACCUUUUUCUCUCGUUCACCUUUUUUUGCACCCUUUUCUCUCUCGUUCACCUUUUUUUUUUGCACCCUUUUUCUUUCUCGUUCACCUUUUUUUUUAACUUUUUUUCUCUCUCGUUCACCUUUUUUUUUUGCACCCUUUUUCUUUCUCGUUCACCUUUUUUUUGCACCCUUUCUCUUUUUCACCUCUUUGCCCCCUCCCUCUCGACUCGACAUUAG